This is a messenger RNA of Manihot esculenta (cassava), 992 nucleotides long. Its product is annotated as aquaporin NIP1-1. Bases 70 to 894 code for a protein of 274 amino acids. NCBI's taxonomy places the organism in Eukaryota, Viridiplantae, Streptophyta, Magnoliopsida, Malpighiales, Euphorbiaceae. Gene Ontology annotation, molecular function: channel activity. Gene Ontology annotation, biological process: transmembrane transport. The record is from RefSeq and is a predicted model, not a curated record. The transcript has 5 exons. Gene Ontology annotation, cellular component: membrane.
GACCAAUUAUAUGUAGCAGAAUCAAGUUGAAGGAAGGCCUCUUUGUUUGAAACUCAUCAAGCUUUUCUAAUGGCUGCAGUAUCCCCUUCUCCUGUGCAUUCCCCUAAGCGUACAGUGAGUAUUGACCUAUCAAAAAUAGAAGAAAAGAUGGCAAACACUCCCUCACAGGAUUCAACAGCAGAAGUUACUGUUUUUCCAAUCAAUGCUCACAAGAUAAUGGCAGAGCUGAUGGGAACCUAUGUAAUUAUAUUUAUAGGGUGUGGUUCUUUGAUGAUUGAGGUUAAGUAUGGGAUUUCACCUGUGGGUGUAGCAGUGGCGUGGGGUCUUGUUGUGAUGGUGAUGAUAUAUGCAUUAGGCCAUGUCUCAGGUGGCCAUUUCAAUCCUGCUAUUACUAUUGCUUUUGCAAUUCAAUGCAAGUAUUCAUGGAGAAAGGUGUUGGGAUAUGUGGCAUCACAGAUAGCAGGAUCAACACUGGCCAUCCUCACUCUAAGUGUGAUGCUCCAUGGAAGAGCAGAUAUCAAGUUCACAGUGACUCAGUAUUCGGGUCAGGCAACUGAUCUUGAAGGCUUUAUAUGGGAAUUUAUCACCUCUUUCAUUCUAAUGCUCACCAUUUGUGGUGUUGCCACUGAUAGUAGAGCUAUAAACGAGCUAUCUGGAGUCGCAGUGGGGGCUGCAAUGCUCUUUGAUAUAAUAAUUGCAGGAAAAAUAACAGGAGCUUCAAUGAACCCAGCAAGAAGCAUAGGAGCUGCACUUGUUGCCAAACAGUUUGAAUGUCUAUGGGUGUAUAUUGUGGCUCCCAUUCUUGGAAUGAUAACAGCUUCAACCAUGUACUGUUUCAUCUGGCUUCCUUCAUCUGAAAAUAUUGUUGAUAAGGAUAACGCUAAAACUGUAUAAUAAUCACCAUUCUUUUCCUCUAAAUUCAAUGUCCAAAAAAGAAUCUCAAUCCUAUAUGCUGUAUGAAAACCUCAUUAACACAGAUCAAUGGGUUUUAA